AUGAUCUACACACUUUCCCAGUCGCCGACCGCUUCUCCAGCUCCAGCUCCACCUCCACUCGACCAGAUCCGAUCCGAUCCAACUCGACUCGUACAGCAAGUUAGCCGAGUCGUGUCCAUCUGCCCGUCAGCUUCUAAUUUGCCUCUUUGUCGGUCUGUCUUUCUGGCCUCGGCCGCCGGUUCAGCCAGCCUCAGACAAGCAUCCUUCUGCGUCUCCGUCGCCUCGGCUACAGCCUUGCCGUCCCGCAUCGCAUUCAGGCAACCAGCCAAGCCGACCAACACAUCGACCGACUAA
This is a messenger RNA of Protopolystoma xenopodis, 294 nucleotides long. NCBI's taxonomy places the organism in Eukaryota, Metazoa, Platyhelminthes, Monogenea, Polystomatidea, Polystomatidae. The record is from the annotation of a GenBank genome assembly.